GCCGCUGGCUGUCAUUUGUGAGGAAAUUAGCAGCAAGCUGCUGGCUGCAGAAUUCUAUCUUUUCGUGAUGGAUCCAAACGAAGUGGUGUAUAUUUCUAAUAUUCCCAAGCAAACGUCGUUAGCGGAACUGCACAGCUUCCUGCGGUCGUCGGGAAAUGUCGUCGGCUCGACGUUCAUGCGUGAAAAUCGAAAUGAUUGCCGCACCAAGAUCGCCUUUGUUUUGUUCGAGAAUGAAGACCAAGCGCUGGAAGCAUGCAACCUGGACCAAACCCUGUUUCAGUCGCAUCGGUUAAGCGUGCUGCUGUCCAAUGACGACCGAAAGUUUCUUGCCGGCUUUACAAUAGUGAUACAAAAUACGUCCUCUGAGACGAGCGAAGAGGAUCUGUUCGAAGCCUGCUGCAGGUACGGAAAUGUGGAAGCCGUACAGAUCCCUACCAAUUACUACGCGUUCGUCGGGUUUGCCGAGCGAUCUGCGGCCCAUGCGGCGCAACGGAAGCUGGACAAUUCUAUGCUCAAGGGUCAGCAGGUCUCGGUGAAGGUGCUGGACGAGGAUGUGCGCGUACGGCUGGAAGAUUUGGACAGCUACAAAACGCCGCGCGUGUACAACGAGCUGCUGCGCGCAAAGCAGCAGUACUUUGAUAAUCAACAACCGAGCAGAGGCAACAAUCAGAACAACCGAAUGAAUCACGAUCAGGAUCAGGAUCAGUAUCAGGACCAGCAGCACUACGACAACGUGGACGAUGACUCAAUGGGACAGUUCAACCAGAAUGAGGAUGAUUAUGAUCCGUCCAUGGAUCAACAGCAGGAUAAUCAGCAAUGUUUUGAGGAAGAAUACAGUCCUUUGCUCGUUUACCGGCGUGAUGUGCGCUUUGGAAAGCUCCGAUUUCAAGCCGCCAACAAAACGUCAGUAAAAGUGGAAAAUAUUCCACGAGACGUUUACGACGAAGAUGUCGUUAUAUUCUUUCAAAAAUUCGGCCCAAUCGUAAGCAUCGAGCGCGGCAUAUGUCUAAACGCGGUGUUUACGAAGGUUUACAUGAUCACGUACGAGAACGAAGAGUCGCAGCAGCGUGCGAUCAAUUGCUUUUGCCGCCAGGUAGUGCUGUCCAACAUUACCUGCACCGUGUUCACCAUGAUUCCCGGGGAAGCACUGUAUCCGGUUAAAAAUCAGAGCGUGUUGAUCAAUUAUGUGCCAACCUAUGUAUUUUUCGAUGAGAUUGUGCAGGCAUUCGCCGACGUCGGGAACGUGCUGUACGUAGAGAAAAUGGUGCGCAACAAUGGUCCGACGAUCGUGCACUUUACGCACCCGAUCAGCAUGACCGAUGCGUGCCAAAUCAACUGCAUCGCAGGCUAUACGGUUUUCAUUAUGCCGGUAAGCCAGAAGGAUUUUCAGCGAUUCGUUUCCAGUUGCGCCUCCCUGAAGAAAGCCGCCAAGGGAAAGGUACAUGGAACGUCAAAGUUCAACUAUCUGCAUGACAUUGAAGCGAAGGAGGAGCAGGAAAAAAUGGACAAUAUCAUUUUCAAGACAGCACACAAUCCCCACUAUCGCAAUCCUAACCCAAACAAAUACAGUUUUGAAGUGGUUCUUUACAACUGUCCCAAGAAUAUGAAGCUAACAGCGCUGAAGCAAUACUUUAAUCGUGCCGGCGAAGUGUUGGCCAUGCGCCAUGAAACUAGCAGAUAUGAUCCGAACACAUGGAAGGUGUACGUCAGCUUCGCCAACUAUCUGGAGGCGUAUCGAGCCAUCCGGCUGAAGGGUAAGUUAGGUGGAGAGCUGAUCUUCAAACACAUCGCUGCGGAAAGCCCAAAGCUCGACUGCGUCGAAGGCAUAAUGGUGAAAGUUCUCACAGAGGAAAAUAUUAGCGUGGCACGAGUCACGCGCGGCUUUCUCGGAUGCGGCGGGUUGUAUUUUGCCGAAAAAGUAGGUUUAAACGAAUUCGUCAUCAUCUUUCGAGACCUUAAAGGAGCCCGUAUAGCGUGUGGGGUAAGGGCUAUCGAUCGUCACCCAGUUGAAGUUUGCUGCCUAAAAGAUGUGCUGAAACAGAAUGGAUUUAAAAAAGGCGGCCCAGGCGCUCAGUUGGACGACGUGGAUGAUGUGAAGCGGCGACCCCGCGUAUUGCUUUCGGACAUAUUUGCCGACAAGGAAGUAGAAGACAACCCCCCGAAGCAGCAAAAGCCUCCAAAGCAGGAACCGGUAAAAGUGGAAGUAAAAAAUGCACCCAGUGAAUCACCCAAGGCGUCGACGAGCGGUGCUCCUCCCCCACUGUCACCGGACGCAAAAUCGGAUGAUCUCCGGAAGGUGAUAGCAGAAAAGCGCAGUAGCAAAUCGGAAUGUCAGGAUAAGCUCAGCGAUCUGGAAGAGAUGGAACGCUACAUUAAGCAAAAGGAGCAGGAGAUCCAGCGUCGGCUGCAAAAGCUGGAGCGGGACGAAGCGAACGUAACGGCAUUGCUACCCUCUACCAGCUCGAAGCGCCAAAAGUCCCCGGAAGGAAAGGGAAAGGACUCAACGAGCAGCAGCAGCAGCAGCCGAGCCGAGCAGAGCAGCAGUAGAAGUAAACGCCUUUCGCCGGCUCGAUCGGACAGUGCGUCCACCAGCCAACGGAUCAGCACGCACACGACGACGGCGACGACGGUUAGCAGCAUUCCCACAACCUACCCAGCCGGGAAAAUGAUGUUUCCGGACCAGAUGCGCUCCGUUUCUCCGUCGGACCGCUUGGCGCACGAGCGCUAUAUGCAGAUACGGGUGGAAAAAAUCGCCAUCACGCAAGAGCUGGAUUCGCUGCGCCAACGCUUUGACUACCGCAAGGGAUCGCGGGUCGAUGCGUUGCGCGAUCUGCUUGCCGGGCUGAACCGUGAGCAGCGGGAGAUACAGAUACAGCUGGAGGCCAAGUGGCGCUUCAGAAUGCCGGAAGAUGUCAACUACGCGGGAAGCUCCUUCGAUGCUUCACCAUCACCACCGGCAAGGCGGCAAAAUGUUCGAUCACGCUCGCGCUCACCACGCCGUUCACCCCGUCGUUCACCUCACCGUUCAUACCACCGUUCGCCCUACCGGUCACUGUCACGUUCGCGCUCUCCGUCACCGCGCAAUUAUGGUCGCUCGCGAUCACGCUCCCGAUCACGCUCGCGGUCUCACGGCCGUUCGCGACAGCUGACCCGGUCCCGGACGCGGUCGCCCGUGCGCUGGUCGCGAACAUCCCGUUCGCCUUCUCCCCAGUUCUACCGCCAGAGGCGGCGCCGUUCAAGGACCCCAUCCAGAGAGGCCCGGCCGCCGUCAGAACCAAGGCGAGGAUAUUCCUUGGAACGGGACAUGUACAACAUUGGACGCUAUAACACAAAGCAUCAGAAGCACACGGUGUUCGUCGGCAACGUUAGCAGCAAGAUGUCAGAAAGAGAGAUUGAGGAAAUAUUUGCCCGCUACGGGCGGCUGGAGAAUGUGGACUUUGCGCGCCGUAAACGGUUCGGCGAAGUGUACUUCAACUACUCCAACCGCGACCAUGCCUUCAAAGCGCUGGAGAUGAACAACGUCAAAAUAAUGGGACGCCGCUUGCGCGUCUCGUUCAAUUCGGAAAAACCGAUCCACCGAGAGGGAUACACAAUCUACUACACCAUGAGGCAACCGACCGACGAACAGACAAUUUAUCAAUCAUAUGAAUCGUACGGCGAGAUUGAUUUCAUUUGGUACCCAGAAAACGGGUUGUUUGGUACCAUCACUUUCCGGCGGGCCGAAUCUGCCACGGAGGCACUUGCAGUGAACGAGCUCAGCGAUGGAACAACUAUUCGUCCUAAACCUUUCAUUGACAAAGUUAGGCACGUCCAAUAAGCUUGCGUGGACGCGUAAAAUUAAACACUGCGACAUGGACGGCGCACAGUAAGCAACACAUCAUGGUUUUAUCAUCGAUAUUCUGUCAUUCUAACAGUAGCAAACACUUCUGACAUGUAAGUGACGGAAUUUAGAAAUACGGCUCAAGAAAUUAUUUGACCGUAAAAGUUAUUGCAACACGAGCUUGUAAUAAAAGCACGUAAACAUUGUCGCUUAAACCAAGCGAAGAACAAAUUGAGCAAUUACUGGUGGUAAAAACAUCAUUAUCGUUGCAGUGAAAUAUUAAAACCGCCACGGAAACGUCCGUGAUUUUAUUAUGCUGUAACUACAAAGGACAACCCUUUCAGAAACAUUGAAAUUAAUGUUACAUUGCUUUCGUUUUAUUCACUUUUUUUGUUUCAAUUCACACAACAAACAAUUUUCUAAAGUAUCACAAACAACUAUGUUAAAUUGUCUCAGAUCUCAGAAUUGUUUCCGGGGAAGAGAUUUUUUACGAUGUAUUUCUUUCAAUAUUACUCGUGCAGAGAGAGAAAACAGGAAAACAGAUGCUUUUAAAGAAGCUACAAUUUCACAUCUUUUAUUCCUUUCGCUCAAUUAUCAAGGUUCGCGUGUAUUAGAGAUAGUAAAGAAGAAUCAUGUCGUUUACGAACUAAAUUGCUACGUUGUAAAUAUCUCCCUUUGUUGUUUUUUUUUUCGUUUUACUUAUUUGUCGAGAAACAGUUGCAAAAUACACAUUUGUACUCCUCACACACCGCGUACAGUUUCAGCAAAAACGCAGGUUGCGACCGAAAAUAUCGAGUUAGAAUUGAGUUAGGUUUAGAAUGAGAUUUUUAUUUGCGACCCCUUUUUCUUCGCACUCCAGAAAAGAGAGAUAGAGAGAGAGAGAGUAUUCGCCAGCAUUAAGAUUAAUAUCAUUGGAACGAUAGUGGUUUAAAAUGGGGAAAAAGUCAGGAAUUUUUUAAGCAGCAAGAAUUUUGUACCAUUAGCAACGGGCAGCUUUCGCCCGUGGCGUGGUGGUGUACACUGGAGUUUGGGUUUUGGAGUUGGAAAGUAGUAAUGCCCAUUUAGAUGACUAGUAUCGACAAUUGUC
Molecule: messenger RNA, 4907 nt
Organism: Anopheles merus
Lineage: Eukaryota; Metazoa; Arthropoda; Insecta; Diptera; Culicidae
Exons: 8
Coding region: 68-3817 (1249 amino acids)
Molecular function (GO): RNA binding
Source: RefSeq, a predicted model, not a curated record